AUGAUGUCGAUCAAGGCAGACAUGAGCAACUAUGCCAUACGUCUUGGCAUCCUGGAAAUGCUGCGCUAUGUUGUGAACUGGCUGUUGAGUGGUUACGUCUUCCUGGCAUCUCCGUCUUCGCUCCGUGGGACUAAGCAGCAGCCCCUUCCGACCGGGUUUGCGCUGCUCAUGCUGCCCAUAGCUUUGUUGAUGCUCCUGCUGACCCUCAUCCCAGGAGUCCUUCUGCUUUUUGCGCCGGGGCCAUACCGUGAGGAUCGAUUUCCGGGCUGGAACCUUGAGCUGCUCUUCAAAAGGAGGUCUUUCGUGCUUCUCUUCUUGAGCGAAUGUGCAGGAAACUUAGCACUGUUUCCGGGGACUUGUUACAUCAGUUGGUGGCUCUCGAACGGCUGGAGUAGUAUCGAGCUCUCAGGCCUAAGCGUUCUUUUUGCGUUCUUGCUGGCCUUUGGAACUUUCCUGUGGGCAGCAGCUUUGAGCCGGGCUUCUAUCCAUGGCUUGUCCUUCUUGGUUGGAGUCGCUGUCAUGUUGGCCCCGGCGACGAUCCUGAGAAGCGUAGUCCAAGACGAAGUUGCAACGAUCACCAGCCUGGGGCGCUCAGAGGCCGCGCUGAUCAUCAGCGUCCUCAGCCUGUUCUUUGAGGGUGUUCGAUCUUCAGCUUUGUGGACAGCGAAAAUCCGCAUCCUGAACUCCAGAUGGCGUCUUCUAAGCUACGGCACGAUCCUUCAAAGCUGCAGCCACUUCUGUGCCUUCCUGUCGCCCUUUGUGUGUGAGUUUCUCGCCAGGCAGCAUGGCGUGACGUUCAUCACGCGCAAUCAGAAGGAGCUGGCAGAUGCAAUGAUCCUGUCAGGCGUCCCUUUGGGCUUGGUGCAGUUCUUUCUGCAGGUCGUCAUCGCCCCAUUCCUCAAGAAGGACAUGGGCAUUUCUGUAGGAGCCGAACGGAGCUCGAGGAGCGUGCUGCGAAAAUUUCGGAAGGGCACCUCAGUGUUUGCGUUUACCACCUUCGCAGGUGCAGGCCUGGCCCUUUGUGUGCUCAUGGGCACCUUCCUGAAGAUACAGAUGCCCGUCAGCAGAAUUGCUCGAUGCGAGAUUCCUCACCCGACAAACUGCACCGUGCUGGUGGAUGAGAUUGAUGCACAGGAGGCUGUCUUCGGCCAGCAUUAUGGCCUCAAUCGCUUCCGCCAAAACACCACAGGCAUGUACAAUUGCUUGAGCCGCAUGAGAGCUGUUGGAGGAGACACGUUCAGGUUCUGGGAGUUCGGGAGAUGCGAGGUGCAACAUUGCGGAAGUACCUCGGCGCUGCAGGGCGAUAAGCCGGCCGCCACAGGUCAAGGACCUCUCGAUGCCUUUGACCUUUGGUCCCACUACUGUGAUAUGUGCGGCCCUUUUUACCAGAUGCUGUUCGCAUUUCGUCCCCACACCCUGAGGCCUUGUGUGUCCCAUGUCAACCGUGAUUUGCACGUGGCUGCUACUAGUAGUUGCAGCACGAAGGUUUUUUCGACAGAUUCACGAGUUGCAGGAAGCAAACAUCGGAAAGAUUUCCUACGGUAA
Messenger RNA from Symbiodinium sp. CCMP2592, 1545 nucleotides. Lineage: Eukaryota; Dinophyceae; Suessiales; Symbiodiniaceae. The record is from the annotation of a GenBank genome assembly.